Molecule: messenger RNA, 1903 nt
Organism: Colossoma macropomum (tambaqui)
Lineage: Eukaryota; Metazoa; Chordata; Actinopteri; Characiformes; Serrasalmidae
Gene: eif3ja
Product: eukaryotic translation initiation factor 3, subunit Ja
Exons: 8
Coding region: 40-792 (250 amino acids)
Cellular component (GO): eukaryotic translation initiation factor 3 complex; cytoplasm
Molecular function (GO): translation initiation factor activity
Source: RefSeq, a predicted model, not a curated record
AGUUCGCUUCACUCUAUCCGUCUCAGUGGUCCUUACAAGAUGGCGGAGGCCGAUUCUUGGGACGCUGACAGCUUCGAGCCGGAGGAGCCGCUCUCUCAGGCGGCGGCGGGUCGUGAUAAAUGGGAGGGCGAGGAUGAGGAUGAAGAUGUGAAAGAUAAUUGGGAUGAUGAAGAAGAGGAAGAAGAAAAGGUGACAGAAACAAAAGCAGUCACAGUGGCAAAGCCUACAGAAAAGAAAAAACUUAGCGACAAAAUCAAAGAGAAAGAGAGUUUACAAAGGAAAAGACAAGAAGAGCUUCGAAAGCAGUUAGAGGAACCAAAAGACAGCACAGAACUCACACCAGAGGAGGAGUUAGCAGAAAAACUUAGAGUGAAGAAGCUUCAGGAGGAUUCAGACUUGGAACUAGCGAAAGAUGCUUUUGGCAUUGUAUCAAAUAACGUAACAGGAAUUGAUGCCAUGAGUCCUUCCUCCAAAGAUGAUUUCACUGAGUUUGAGCGGUUGCUGAAAGAUAAAAUAACUUCAUAUGAGAAGUCAAUACACUAUUCCAGCUUUUUAGAGUCACUCUUCAGAGACCUGUGUCUUUCAUUGGAAGUUGAAGACUUGAAGAAAAUUAACAACUCUCUCACAGUGUUACUCAGUGAGAAGCAGAGGCAAGAGAAGCAAAAUAAAGGGAAGAAGAAAAAGAAAGGCGUUUUACCUGGAGGUGGAUUAAAAGCCAAGAUGAAGGAUGAUCUUGCUGACUAUGGCGAGUUUGACGGAGGUUAUGUACAAGACUAUGAGGAUUUUAUGUGACCCCGGCUUAAUAACCAAUCACAUUCCUUGAUUGCUGAAACAUACACCUUUACAGCAUGACCUCUCCCUGCAGCCAGACCCACUUCCAGAGCCAUGCUAGAAAACUGAACGUCAUCCCAUGUAACACAUGCUAGCCUAAGCUUAAGUGGUAUAUUCUGAGAAAGAUUUUUCUCUGGUUUAUAUUGACUGUAGGUCAGUCCAGUGCUUGCUGGGAAAAACAGUGAUAAUGAGGUAAUGUUCUCUUUUAAAAGUCUCAGAAAGUAAAAAAUGAAAACUGAUAGAUAUGAACCAGCAGCUUCAUUCGAGAUUCUAUAAAGGAUUGACAGUAUUACUGUUUGAAACUGCUACUACUUGGAAAUAAAUAUGACGUUCUAUGCAAAUUUCAUAACAUGUCUAUAUGUCAUGCAUUUUGAUUAGAUUUGGGCCAGCAUUUAUGAGGAGGCUAUAUCCGACUGCUCACUGCUCUUGCUAAAUAAGGCAAACUAUAAUGUAUGUGAUUGUCCUUUAAAGCAGUCACAUGUACACCAUCAUUUUCAUUUUUCUGUUUUUAGAUGAUAGUGUUAUUGAUUUGUUUAGAUGCAUUGAAACUAAAGAGUUGAGCGUAGUGUGCUGGAUCUGAUUUAAAAAAUGUAUUUUCACCUGCAAAGACAGAGCAGUUUAAGUAUGCAUUCCAUGUGACUCACCGAACCAGAGUUAAGGAGCUAUAAUUUGCUGCAUAUUUAAAAUAUUCCAUGCUGUAAGGUGCAUUUCAAGUUUGCAAAGUAGUCCUCUGAAUUUUAGCCGAGCUGAUUUUGUGAAGAUUAUAUUUGCAGUUUAACCGUUUUCUUUAUGCUCAGUGUCGCUCAUUUGAUCGUAACCAUGCAAGUGAGAAUGAUGUUAUGUUACAAAGGAAUUUAAGAAUGUUAGUCUGGUUACUUUGCAAAGGACCAAGAGUCUUUAGAUAUAUUCAGGUGGAACAUGGAGUUUCCAUUUUUUUAGAUUUGCUUUAUGGAGAUUUAACAUCAAAGCAAAACAGAUUUGCUUUAUGGAGAUUUAACAUCAGCAAAGCAAAUAAUAGGAUUCUGCAGUGUUUUAUAAAGAUCUAAUUUAAUAAAAGUCCUCAAAAAGUAAA